Pyricularia grisea is the source of this 1927-nucleotide messenger RNA. RefSeq lists its product as uncharacterized. Gene Ontology annotation, molecular function: GTP binding; GTPase activity. NCBI's taxonomy places the organism in Eukaryota, Fungi, Ascomycota, Sordariomycetes, Magnaporthales, Pyriculariaceae. The record is from RefSeq and is a predicted model, not a curated record. The transcript is spliced from 2 exons. Bases 571 to 1698 code for a protein of 375 amino acids. Gene Ontology annotation, biological process: positive regulation of TOR signaling; cellular response to amino acid stimulus; regulation of autophagy. Gene Ontology annotation, cellular component: fungal-type vacuole membrane; Gtr1-Gtr2 GTPase complex; nucleus.
CACAAAUACAAACCGCCCAGCUCGCUACUCGUAGCAAAUGACCCAAUGCAAAAUAGAAAAUAGCAAUCCAGAAGAUUUAUCUGAGUGAUCGAGGUUGUGUGUUGCUAACGCCACAUUAGUAGUCGAUCGGUUGCCACACCUUCUGCGCCACAGACCGUGUUCCAUUUCGCAAAUUUCAUCAAUGCACUCAGACGCAAGAGACAUAUGUCGAACCAUUAACUGACUGCAGCCAUGGCAAUGGAAAUUGGUUUGUCGACCUUACUCGAGCUGUUUUCAAAUAUUUUGCCAAAACUUUUCACCGAAGGAACUAGACUAGUGGAUGAUUCCUGGUCUAGCAGAUGAAAUAAGAAUCUUGUUUCGAAACAGGACGAACAUUUAGCGCAUCGCCAACACAAACACUACAUGAGUCGCCAGGGUGGGUCCAAACCCCGCUUACCUCAACCGCAUCUCAAGUAGUCAACCCAAGAGCGCGGUCACUUCGAUUGCCGUGCGCCAAACUCGUCUGCCUCAUCUCCAGGUUCACCAAACUAAAAAAAUAAAAUAAAAAUAAAAAAGAAUCUCGUCACAAUCAUGUCUGCCGGUGCCGGUGCCGCCACCGCGCCAGGCGGCCUCGGGGCUAGGGCCCCGGAUACAAAGAGCCAGAAGCUCAAGAAGAAAAAGAUCUUGCUGAUGGGCAAGAGUGGCUCGGGCAAGUCGAGCAUGCGCUCCAUAAUAUUCAGCAAUUAUUUGGCCAAGGACACGCGGAGGCUAGGCGCUACUAUUGAUAUCGACUUAUCUCACGUUAAGUUCCUCGGCAACCUGCAGCUCAACCUCUGGGACUGUGGUGGCCAGGAGGCUUUUAUGGAGAAUUACCUCUCCCAGCAGCGCCAGCACGUCUUCAGCAACGUCGGCGUCAUGAUCUACGUCUUUGACAUUGAGUCGCGCGACGUCGACCGCGACUUGGCCACCUACGUUACCAUCCUCUCGGCCCUGAUGCAGUACUCGUCGGGGGCCAAGAUCUUCAUCCUCAUCCACAAGAUGGACCUGAUACCCAACCAGACCAAGGAGGCCGUCUUCGUUGAGCGCGUCAACCUGGUCCGUCACCGCACCGAAGAGUUCAUGCACGGCGGCCCCGGCGGCCAGGCCGACCUGACCCCAUUCGCCACCAGCAUCUGGGACCAGUCGCUGUACAAGGCCUGGUCUGAGAUCAUCCACGAUCUGAUCCCCAGCCUGUCCCUGAUCGAGGAGCACCUGGAGAAGCUAGGCGCCCUGAUCGAGGCCGAGGAGAUUCAGCUGUUCGAGCGCACCUCGUUCCUCGUCGUGUCGUCCUGGGUCUCCGAGGUUGGCGCCCUCAACCCCUUCCAGGACCGCCAGGAGCGCCUAAGCAACAUUCUCAAGGCCUUCAAGUCCAGCUUAUCAAAGUACACGGGCACCCCUCGCAACUCGGAACAGUUUCGCGACUUUGACCUCAAGGUCGGCACCGGUUUCGCCCUCUUCAUCACAAAGUUCACCACAAACACGUACAUAUUGUGCUGCCUGCCGCCGGGCGAGGCCCGCUUCAACGCCGCAAAGCUCAACGUCCGCAUCGCAGCCCGCCUGUUUGAGGCCUUGGACAACCCUACCAAUGCUGCAAAAGCGGCGGCGGCGGCCGCCGCCGCUUCGCAAAAUGGUCCAGGCGGUAGCUCUGUUGGAAUCACUGCAGGGAAUGGCGAAGGGUGAGAUUCAACAACCAUCUACAGGUUUGUUGACUGCACACUGCUUCUAAUAAUUUGUGAUGAUUUUUUUUUUAUUUGAUUGCGGCCUAGGAUUUCGGAACAAGGCAGACAGAGAUUUUUCUGAUACCCAAUGUAUUUACUACGCACACUUGAUUUUAUUUAUUUCCAUGUUGAUUACUCUUUAGUGUCGGGCUUUGUCGCAUGCAUGAAUCUGGCCAGUAGGCGGCCUCAUA